UUUCGCGGGGCCUGCUGGGUCUUGGUGUCGGGGACGCGCAGGGGUGCGCGCAGCCCUGAGGCGCGCUUCCUUGGUCGCGCGCGCCAGACUCCGAGGAAACCGAAGACGCACGAGGGAGGAACGCGUCGAACAUGAAGAGGCAGGGGCCCUCCUCGGAGCGGAAACGGGCGCGCAUACCGUCCGGGAAAGCCGGAACGACAAAUGGAUUUCUCAUGGAAGUGUGUGUUGAUUCAGUAGAGUCAGCUGUAAAUGCAGAACGAGGAGGUGCUGGCCGGAUUGAAUUAUGUUCUGGCUUAUUGGAAGGAGGAACCACACCCAGCAUGGGUGUCCUUCAAGUAGUGAAGCAAUGUGUCCAGAUUCCAGUUUUUGUGAUGAUUCGUCCACGUGGAGGUGACUUUUUAUAUUCAGAUCGUGAAGUUGAGGUGAUGAAGGCUGACAUUCGUCUUGCCAAGCUUUAUGGUGCUGAUGGUUUGGUAUUUGGAGCAUUGACUGAAGAUGGAAACAUUGACAAAGAGUUGUGCAUGUCCCUUGUGGCUAUAUGCCGUCCUCUACCAGUCACUUUCCACCGAGCCUUUGACAUGGUUCAUGAUCCAGUGGCAGCUCUAGAGACCCUCUUAACCUUGGGAUUUGAACGAGUAUUGACCAGUGGCUGUGACAGUUCAGCACUAGAAGGGCUACCCUUAAUAAAGCGACUCAUAGAUCAGGCAAAAGGGAGGAUUGUGGUAAUGCCAGGGGGUGGCAUAACAGACAGAAAUCUACAAAGGAUCCUUGAGGGUUCUGGUGCUACAGAAUUUCACUGUUCUGCUCGGUCUGCUAGAGAUUCAGGAAUGAAAUUUCGAAAUUUCUCUGUUGCCAUGGGAGCCUCUCUUUCUAGCUCAGAAUAUUCUCAAAAGGUAACAGAUGUGGCACAAGUAAGGACUUUGAAUGCUAUUGCAAAGAAUAUUCUGGUUUAGCCAGAGCUCUCUGAGAGACAUGGAUAUCACAAGAUGAAGGUAGAAGAGUAGUCUGUAAUUAUGACACAGCUUUAAACUUCUUCUCUGGCCAGGACAGUCACAGUUUAAGUCUCACAUGGCCAUGGAGAAUGUUUUCAAGAAGACAAAGAAUUCAAGCAGGAGCUACAAUCACUUCCUUUGCUUAAUCUUGCCAGCCAUCUCUGUUAUCAUGGUUAAAUAUGGUCUGUGCUUCUUCCACAGACAGAGGUUUAGUCUGUUUUGUGGAAUUAACUGAUGAACUCGGAAAACUGAACUGUAAGGUAUGAAUUUAGAGUGUGACUUCAGGGUCAAUUUAAUAACCAUAUUUUGCUUUUUCAUUUGUAAAAUAAAAAUUUCCAUUCUGUUA
Leptonychotes weddellii (Weddell seal) is the source of this 1338-nucleotide messenger RNA. It is a transcript of the gene CUTC, whose product is annotated as cutC copper transporter. Gene Ontology annotation, molecular function: copper ion binding. Lineage: Eukaryota; Metazoa; Chordata; Mammalia; Carnivora; Phocidae. The record is from RefSeq and is a predicted model, not a curated record.